Messenger RNA from Aspergillus calidoustus, 1383 nucleotides. Lineage: Eukaryota; Fungi; Ascomycota; Eurotiomycetes; Eurotiales; Aspergillaceae. The record is from the annotation of a GenBank genome assembly.
AUGAAGGGCAACAUUCUCAUCCCCCUGCUUGGUCUCUCCAGCAGUGCUGCAGCUGCAGCGGUGGAUAUCCAUGGCAAGACUCCUUUUGGAUAUGCUUCCGGAUCCGAAACGUCAAUUGCGAACCUCAAGGACAAGGUCGAGAACGUUGUGUGGAUCGUCCUCGAGAACCGCAGCUUUGACAACAUCCUCGGUGGCGUCAAGCGCAAAGGCCUCGACAACGUCGUCAACAACGGCCCCUUCUGCAACCUGCAGAAUGUUAGCGAUCCUAGCAGUGCCAAGUGGUGCAGCUUCUACAAGGACUUUGACUCUGUCAUCCAUGACCCUGACCACUCGAUUACGGGAUACAACAUGGAGCUGUAUGGGACAUACGCUCCCAAUGACGCUGCCAUUCUCAACGGCUCCCUAAAGGCUACGGCACCAGGCUUCAUUGAACAGCAUCUGGUUCACCACAAGGGUCUUGACCCAAAGCUUGCUGCUGAGGAGGUGUUGGGGUACUACUCCGAGGACGAAAUUCCUACCCUUGUUGAUCUGGUUGAUGAGUUCACGACAUUCAACUACUGGCACUCAUGUGUCCCCGGUCCUACAAACCCCAACCGCCUCUGUGGCGUCUCUGGUGUCACGGAUGGCCAUGGCAAAAAUGACCACAGCUUCGACGUCUCCGGCAUUGAGACUUCCAGCAUCUUCCAAGUCGCCAGCGAAAAGGGCAUCAGCUGGAAGAACUAUGACGGCACAAACGGCGCCUUCCUCUCUGACGCCCUCUUCUUCGACUGGACAGCUCGAAACGCCAAGAGCAACGUUGUUCCCCUCGAGAAUUUCUACCAGGACGCUUACCUCGGUCUCCUGCCCCAGCUCUCGUACAUUAACCCAUCUUGCUGUGGUCUUGAUACGAACUCUAUGCAUCCCUCCGGCAAUGUUUCCUUUGGCCAGGUUCUCGUGAAGCAAGUGUAUGAUGCGCUCCGCACGGGCCCGCAAUGGGACAAGACCCUCCUCCUCCUUACAUUCGAUGAGACGGGCGGAUUCUUCGACCACGUCGCUCCCCCUCUUGCUGUUCGUCCCGACGACAAGACAUACACCGAAACCGCACACGAUGGCGAAUCGUACACAUUCAACUUUGACCGUCUCGGUGGCCGGAUGCCCACCUGGCUCAUCUCGCCGUACACCAAGAAAGGCCAUAUUGAGGACUACGGUAUUGACCCUGCGACUGGAAAGUCCGCAUCGUAUAGCGCGACGUCUGUUUUGAAGACGCUCGGAUACCUUUGGGAUCUUGAGGACUUUUCGCCGCGUGUUUCGCAUUCUCCCGCGUUUGACCAUCUCAUUGGGCCGCAUAAGCGGGAUAGUCCCUCCACUUUGACUAAUCCGCAUACUUUCCCCGAGGCUGUUUAG